AUGGACGCCGUCUUCACCUUCAUCCAAAUCAAUUACAACAUGAUAACGACGUGUCUCUCGGUGAUCGUCAAUUCAAUAUUCGUCUAUUUGACCAUGUACAAGUCGCGCAAGGCGAUGGGCUCCUAUCAGGAGAUUCUCGCCGCUACCGGCGUCUUCGAGAUCUUCUACUCAAUGCUUAUUGUCGUCUCCGAUCAGCUGCUAUUCAUCUCGCCCGACGUCUUCAUGGUCUACAUGCGUCCGGGAGCAAUUUUCGAUCAGACGCCGUUCGUGCUCCACAUCAUGAGCAUCAAAGUGUGCUGCAUCGGAUUGACGUAUGGCCUUCUCGAGGUCCAUUUCAUCUACAGAUACAUUGCGGUGUGCAAACCGCAUUAUAUGAACCAUCUGGCGAGUGGCGCGUUCAAACUCGCCAUUUUCCUAUACUUCAUUCUUCACGGCCUAUCCAUCUAUCUAAUCUAUAUCAUUCUGCUUCCUUGCGAUCGCGACACGAAAUCCAAUUUUCUUGGACCGGUUUUCAAUAAAACCGGCAUCGAUAUCGAGCAACGCGACGUGCUCUGCAUGACGAUGACGAAAGGAACCGGCGAGGUUCGCUUCAUCGGCCACCUCUCCAUCGGCUUGCUCUACUUCUUCUCAUUGUACUCUGUUAUGGUCUAUAUAGUUCUGGGAAUCUCGAUUAUCCGAAAUCUCCGCCGGACGGUUAUCAGCCGAGCGGCGAAAAGCCUACAACGCUACUUGACGAUUGCGCUGGUCGUUCAGACGAUCAUCCCAGUUGUCACCAACUUCAUACCGACAAUCAUCUCAUGGUCCUGCCCAAUGUUUCAGCUAACGUUGCCCUUACUAUUCUGGCGAUUCUCCCAAAUUUUCGUCUCGCUAUUCCCAAUCAUCGAUCCGAUCGGUGUGAUUCUGAUUCUGCCCGAAUAUCGCCGAUCGUUGUUGUUCUGCUUCCAGCGCCAUCACGAGAAGCACAUCGAUGUGAUCAGCGUAUGA
Messenger RNA from Caenorhabditis bovis, 984 nucleotides. Lineage: Eukaryota; Metazoa; Nematoda; Chromadorea; Rhabditida; Rhabditidae. The record is from the annotation of a GenBank genome assembly.